Solanum tuberosum (potato) is the source of this 1254-nucleotide messenger RNA. RefSeq names its product casparian strip membrane protein 3-like. Lineage: Eukaryota; Viridiplantae; Streptophyta; Magnoliopsida; Solanales; Solanaceae. The record is from RefSeq and is a predicted model, not a curated record. The transcript is spliced from 2 exons. The coding region runs from base 269 to 808 and encodes 179 amino acids.
UAAUUAGUAACAGUAAUGUAUAGUUACCUACCAAUGGGACGAAUUAAAUAAGUAGGAUUUUCAAAACCAACCAUUCCACUUAUUGACUUACGUUAUGCUUUAUAGUGGAUUCUUGAUUGUACAGUUUGAAAUUAACAGAAUUUUUUCCUAGUAUAAAAAUAGCAUGUUAGUAUUGCUCUAAGUGUACCACAACAAAAGUUCAUAAAAACAUCGAAAUUUAUUCGAAACUGUUGAAGAGUAUAUAGCAAAGUAAUAAAUCAAGGAGAAAAUGGGUGGCAGUGAAGCUGGAGAUGAUUCAAAGCCAAAGGGGAACAGAGGAAUUUCUUUUCUUGAUUUUAUUAUGAGAAUUGUUGCCAUUUUAGGUACCUUAGGAAGUGCAAUUGCCAUGGGAACAACUAAUGAAACCCUUCCCUCCUUCGAACAGUUCAUUAGGUUUAAGGCUGAGUACAAGAACCUUCCUACUUUCACGUUCUUUGUGGUAGCAAAUGGCAUCGUUAGCGCGUACCUCGCUGUAUCUCUUGUCCUAUCCAUCUUGCACAUUGUGAUGAGUGGUGCAAGAAUAACAAGGGUGGUGUUGAUCUUCUUUGAUACGGUGAUGAUGGCAUUUUUAACAUCUGGAGCAUCAGCAGCAGCAGCCAUAGUGUAUUUGGCACACAAGGGAAAUGCUAGUGCUAAUUGGAUUGCUAUUUGCCAGCAGUACAACUCUUUCUGCGAUCGUGCAUCUGGCUCUUUGGUUGGAUCCUUCAUUGGAGUUCUUGUGUUUUUGCUGAUCAUCAUAUUGUCUGCUCUGGCCCUUUCAAGAAACUGAUUAUUGAUCACUUCCUGCGCAAAGAAAGGACGCGCAAUUUCAUCAUUUGAUAUUGUGUUUUAUUCCAAGAAAUUUUUGAAUGAUUCUUGUCAUUUAUUCCUUCAAGAUGUUAUUAAAUCUGUUUGUUUUAGUGAUUCUUCCUCUCAAUCAAUAAAAUUGAUGUUGCAUUUGUUCUGUUAUUACUUGACAAUUGUCUUCCUGCUGAAAAUCGACAAGUACACCAAGUUUCUGUAUAAAGCUUAGGACCAUAUAUAUACCAAGCUAUGAAUUUUAUUUGGAGCUGCAACAUGCAAGUCCUAAAAUACCUGACACAGCCCCUAGCCAUCACAAAAAUAUAGAAGGAAAUAUAAAUUAAUGUCGUAUGCACCAACGAAGACUACAACAAAAUGUCUAAAUGAGGCAUACAAUGACCACAAAUCCUCAAUGAACUGCUGAUAGAAACAAUC